Musca domestica (house fly) is the source of this 1839-nucleotide messenger RNA. RefSeq names its product putative mediator of RNA polymerase II transcription subunit 26. The record is from RefSeq and is a predicted model, not a curated record. Bases 1 to 1839 code for a protein of 612 amino acids. NCBI's taxonomy places the organism in Eukaryota, Metazoa, Arthropoda, Insecta, Diptera, Muscidae. The transcript is spliced from 4 exons.
AUGAAUAACGCAAAUCAACCAGCCCUUAACCCAGCGCAAAACAACAUACAAUUACGUACGCUAGACAUCAAUCCCCUUACAUAUAUUGAAAAAUUAAGGGAAUUUGAUGGGAAGAAGGAAGACCUCACAACAUUCAUAACAAAUGUAGAUGACAUAAUUCCUACAUUAAUGUUAUACAACGAACAAGCUCAAAGAAUGUGUAUGAACAUCGUAAAAUCAAAACUAACUGGAAACGCCAGAAGAGCAAUGGAGGUUCAUCCCCAUUUGACCCUUUGGACUGACAUAAAAGCGAUGCUAAAUACCAACUUUGGUGGCUUUGCCACUGUGGACCAAUUAUAUCAGGAACUGAGAGCAGCGCAGUAUAAAGGAGAUACUAUGGAUUUCUACAACCACAUCCAACACAAACUAGCAAUUCUUAACCAAAAAUGUGGUCAGGAGAAUCGAUUGGAUGAAGUCGAUAGGAAUAUCCAAACUGGUCUGAAGACUUUUAUAACACGUCUUCCAAUCCAUAUGAGGACUGUAUUAUGCGCAUUAAAACCACAAAGUAUGGAGGAAGCUUUGCAUGAAUUGAGCUCUGCGGGAUUCCUGAACAACGAAAAGAAGAAGGACAAACCACAACCAAGUCCCCAACAACAACAUUGGCAACCAAAAAUAAUGCAGCCACAUUACCAACAACAGCAACAUUGGCAACCAACGAUAAUGCAGCCACAUUACCAACAACAACAACAACAUUGGCAACCAAAAAUAAUGCAGCCACAUUACCAACAACAGCAACAUUGGCAACCAAGGAUAAUGCAGCCACAUUACCAACAACAACAACAUUGGCAGCCGAGAAUUGUACAACCAAAUUUCCAGCAACAUGGAUCGCAACAACCUUACUACAAGCCUCAGCAACCACAAAUCAGACAACAGCCUCCAACAUCAUAUCAACAAAAGCAUGAAUCAAUGGAUGUUGAUGCAUCUCAACAAUCAAAAAGGCAGACACACCACCAGGAGCAGAAAUCAUGUCUCUGGAAGUCCUUGCUGGCGAUUUUCUUGAUGAUAUCCCCAGUGGUAGCGCAGAAGCUCGAGGUAGUCGAUUUGAAUAAAGGCAACGGAUAUGCAAUGAUACAACUUAAUGACAAAAUGUUAAUAGAUGACUAUAUUAAAAUUCUUCACAUAUUUAACACCACAAAAUAUAUGGAUUUUUUGAAUGAAUUGGGAGAGGAAGUUUCGCAUAUUAAUGAUUCAUUUUUAUCGCAUGAAAUCGAGCACGUACAUUUACGACUUAAAAGUAUUAUUCCCCAUCAAGCUAGAAAUAGAAGAGGUUUAAUUAAUCUUUUUGGUACAGGAUUAAAAUAUCUAUAUGGUGCAAUGGAUAAUAAUGAUAGAGAAGAGAUUGAAAGACAACUGCAAAAUUUGGAGAAGAAUGAACAUAAUAUAAUAACGCAAACUAAUAAUCAAAUACACAUAAAUACACAAUUUGACAAUCAAUUAGCUAACUUAACAAAAUUAUAUAAUGACCAAACAAAACUGUUGAUUAAGAGCAUGUCAAACGUUAAAUCAAUUAAAGAUAACACAGCAAAAGCUGAUAAAGUUUACCGUCUUAAAUACCAAAUUGAUCAUAUGGGCAAAUUAUUAGAUAAAGAAAAUCGUUCCUUGGUGUCAAGUAAUGUUCCUUAUUUUGUCGUUCAGACCUCCGGUAUAUUCUCAACGCUGCCCAAGGACAAGCGUUCCUUGGUGUCAAGUAGUGUUCCUUAUGUUGUCGGUCAGACCUCCGGUAUAUUCUCAAUGCUGCCCAAGGAUAAUCGUUCCCUGGUGUCAAACAAGGCACGUUCGACGAAGGGGCUUUCGUUGUAA